Fukomys damarensis (Damara mole-rat) is the source of this 3220-nucleotide messenger RNA. RefSeq names its product PWWP domain containing 2A (gene Pwwp2a). Bases 738 to 2363 code for a protein of 541 amino acids. Gene Ontology annotation, molecular function: chromatin binding; histone binding. Gene Ontology annotation, cellular component: nucleus. The record is from RefSeq and is a predicted model, not a curated record. The transcript has 2 exons. Lineage: Eukaryota; Metazoa; Chordata; Mammalia; Rodentia; Bathyergidae.
ACAAGGUCCUGAGUUCAAUACCAAAGAAAACAAAAAUUAUGGUUUGGUUAUUCCCAGGAAGAGGAAGGUUUUUUUCUUUUAGCUAUAGAAAGAUGUGAAUGUGUAAACGGGCAGAUGAUGGCUUCUCAUGAGUUAGAAAACUAUCAUACAUAGUGGUGCUUCCUCAGAUAAGUUAUUGUCUUACAGAACUACAGGAGGAUUCAGAGAUGGUGUGGUAAGAAGACACACUUGCAUAUGGAAAAGGCAGAAAGCACUUAGGAAGGAGUGGUGUUAGCUGCUGUGCGAGGGUGAAAAACACCUUUCUGUAAAGGCUGUUCCAGUGAGGGAGUGUCUUUCCUUUCUGGACUUGUCCUACCCUAAGUCCGAAGGGUUUGCUUUCCUCUUACUUUCCGGUUUGUAGGUGUUUGCUGUGUAACCUGUUGGUCUGUAGUAGCUAAGUCUCUUCCAGUGACUUCAGAUGGAACAGGAUAGAUGUGGAUGCCUGUUGUAUGGAAGCUAACUCUGUACAUCCCUGUCCAAGUUUAGGUACUGGAUGUCACGAUUUUGGCCGGACAGACAUUCUGAAUCUUGGAGAACAUAAGGACAUCUUAGAGAACCUGAGCCCCAGAUAAGGGUUUCCCAGAGCAAGUGCUCAGAAACUGCUUUGAGGGCUCUAUCUGACUGGCUGCAGGUUUGGGCCCCAUGGGAUCCCCGUGACAGUAUUUCCCAAAAGGGAAUAUAAGGAUAAACCGGAAGCCAUGCAGCUCCCAAGUAAUACAUUCCAAGAAGGGACAGAAGUCAAGCGCGAGACGAAUGGUGCUGUUCCCACUGAGCCUUCUCCUGUCCCUGUCUCGCCUCCUGAGCCGAAUGUGGCGGAAAGCCUGUGGACAUCCAAACCACCACCUCUCUUCCAUGCAGGAGCGCCUUACCCUCCCCCUUUGUUUAUCAGGGACACCUAUAACCAAUCAAUACCUCAGCCCCCUCCUCGGAAAAUAAAGCGGCCCAAGCGAAAAAUGUACAGGGAAGAACCCACUUCGAUAAUGAAUGCUAUUAAGCUGCGACCCAGGCAAGUCUUGUGUGAUAAAUGUAAGAACAGUGUUGUUGCUGAGAAAAAGGAAAUCAGAAAAGGGAGCAGUGCAAGUGACUCUUCAAAAUAUGAAGAUAAAAAGCGGAGAAAUGAAAGUGUGGCUACUAUGAACAAAAAACUGAAAACUGAUCCUAAAGUGGAUGGGAAAAACCAAAACGAAAGCCAGAGAAGAAAUGCUGUGGUUAAGGUUUCAAGUAUUGCUCCCAGUAGAGGCAGAGUAGUAAAAGUUUCUUCUGCUCAGGCAAAUACAUCAAAAGCUCAGCUAAGUACUAAAAAAGUGCUCCAGAGUAAGAACAUGGAUCAUGCAAAAGCUCGGGAAGUAUUGAAAAUCGCCAAAGAAAAGGCACAAAAGAAGCAAAGUGAAACCUCUACUUCCAAAAAUGCACAUUCAAAAGUCCACUUCACCCGGCGCUAUCAGAAUUCUAGCUCAGGUUCUCUCCCUCCCCGAGUUCGCUUAAAACCACAGCGAUACAGGAAUGAAGAAAAUGACUCCUCCCUGAAGACAGGACUGGAGAAAGUGCGGAGCGGCCAGGUGGCGCCCAAGCCCCAGUCUCGCUGUACCUCUACCCGCUCAGCAGGUGAGGCCCCUUCAGAGAGUGAGAGUCCCUCAGAAGGCCCCGAAGAGGCCAGCAGUGAGGUUCAGGACACGAGUGGAGUGCAUGCGCCUGGUGGGCGUGAUGAGCCGCAGACACCGGGCACAAAGGGCAGCGGGAGCAGUGUGUCUGUUUACCUGGCCCUAACGCCAAAGAAGUGCGACUCUCCCAGUGCUUCGGUGUGUAGUGCUGAUAGCUCAGAUGGUUUGAAAUCUUCCAACUCUGAGUGUAGCUCUUCUGAAAGCCUUGACUUUCCUCCAGGCAGGGCUCAUGCACCUUGUGCCUCCUCUACUUCCUCCUCUUCAAAGGAAGAGAAAAAGCGCAGUAAUUCCUUGAAAAUGAAAAUCUUUUCCAAAAACGUGUCUAAAUGCAUCACACCAGAUGGCAGGACCAUAUGUGUAGGGGACAUUGUUUGGGCCAAGAUCUAUGGCUUCCCUUGGUGGCCAGCCCGUAUUCUUACUAUAACUGUGAGCCGGAAAGAUAAUGGCCUUUUAGUCCGACAGGAGGCCCGAAUUUCGUGGUUCGGGUCUCCAACCACUUCUUUCCUUGCUCUUUCGCAACUCUCCCCCUUUUUAGAAAACUUCCAGUCACGCUUUAAUAAGAAGAGAAAGGGCCUGUAUCGCAAGGCCAUCACAGAGGCUGCUAAGGCAGCCAAGCAGCUAACCCCCGAGGUGCGGGCUCUGUUGACACAGUUUGAAACGUGAACCCGGACAGUGAGGUAGGCAAGAACCAUUGCGAGGUGCCACAGUCUUCUAGGCUAGUUAGGAAUAAUUUCUACAAAAUAGCUUGGCCAAAUUGGACAAAAAAAUUGCACUCAGUUGGCUGGCUUUUUAUACUUACCUUAUAGCCAUUUUUAGACUGAGAAGCUUAAAACUGAACAGGCAAAUCACUCAGAUUUGUCUUCAGGAAGUGAGAUUUUAACAGUAUUUUCCAGGUUUGAAACCUGAAACCGUCCCAAGGCACAGAAGCCAUAGCCUCAACAAACUGAAUUUUUGCAGGGACUGUUUAUUACCAUUUGUACCUGUUACUGUAUAUUCACUCACACACACACUACCGCCUGUCACUGUGUGACACGGGUUGAAUAUUUGAGAUUUUAGGAAGAGAUGAUGAGUAGGUGGAAGAGUGAAUAAUGACUACUUGUUUUUUAAAUUAAUGAACACUUAGCCUUUCUGUGCGUAUAAUGGUGUAAAAGUUUGAUAUGUGGGUGUUUGACAAACUGAGACGCUUGCGGUUUACUCAGUUACAGACGGGAAGUAAGUAGCCCCGUGUCUGCUUCCAACUGUUAAACGGUCAGGUCCGAACCAUCACUCUUUUGUCCAGUGGGGACAUAAGUAACUUUCAAGCUUUUGGUUUGGGAGUUUAGAUAGGUUUGAUUUUUGGAUAUGUAAAUAGUUGGUUAUUAAAUUUGGUCAGAUUUCUCCUGACUGGCUGUUCCUAAAUUCUUAGGAUACGUCCUAGUAAAUUACACUUUGUGAAUUAAUUGUCAUGUGUAAUUGUUGCAUUUCGGAUGUACCUAAUUUGAUAAUUUUAAAAAAAUAUUUCCCUUUAAGGUAUCUGUUUG